Messenger RNA from Calliphora vicina (urban bluebottle blowfly), 811 nucleotides. Its product is annotated as G-protein coupled receptor Mth2-like. Gene Ontology annotation, molecular function: transmembrane signaling receptor activity. The transcript has 6 exons. Gene Ontology annotation, cellular component: membrane. Lineage: Eukaryota; Metazoa; Arthropoda; Insecta; Diptera; Calliphoridae. Gene Ontology annotation, biological process: cell surface receptor signaling pathway. Bases 5 to 811 code for a protein of 268 amino acids. The record is from RefSeq and is a predicted model, not a curated record.
UAUAAUGACCAUAUUCGUUUAUUGUUUCCUGCCCGAAUUCCGAAAUUGUCAUGGCAAGUGUUUUGUUAUGUAUCUGCUGUAUCUGACGGUCACCUAUUCUUUAAUAUGUUAUAACAAUUUGUAUAGCGGAGAAUUUGAUAAAUUGCCGUGUAUAACAAUAGGUUAUAGUGUUUACUUUGGAACAAUUGGCUUUUUAACCUGGAUCAGUAUCAUUAGCUAUGAUACCUUUGUCAGUCUUACAGACCUAGAUUACACCACCCUAUUUCGUAAGUAUUUCAAAUGGGGCAUCAUUAUACCAAGUGUGGCGACAUUUGUAUUAUUUGUGAUACAAUCGCUGAAAAAAAUUAAUGAGGAAUAUAAGCCGGGCAUUGGAUCAGGCAGUUGUCUGGUCAAAGCUACGCGUUGGUCUGCAACUUUUUAUUAUUAUAUACCUCAUAUAAUUGUAUUAGUAUUUUGCUUGACUUUGUAUAUAAGACUGAUAAGAUUUUUAGUGCAGAACGAAAGAGAAGCCACCUCAUUUGCGGGCAGAUUGAAAGCAUCAUAUAUGAAAAGAUUCUCUCUCUACUUGCGUUUAUUUAUUUUUAUGGGCGUUAUUUGGUUUUUGGAAGUCCUUUCGUAUUUUAUUGACAUGUUUCAUGGUCAGAAUAAUAUUACUUUUAUACCGAACAUGCUCAAUGCUCUGCAUGGAUUAUUUAUAUUUUUUAGCAUUACUUUCAAUUCGCGUAUUCACCGAUAUUUCCGAAAAAGAUGUUGUCCUGCUCAAUAUGCCGGACGUGAGUUGAUAACAUUAUCGUCAAGAACAUCAACGUAA